This is a messenger RNA of Danaus plexippus (monarch butterfly), 3219 nucleotides long. It is a transcript of the gene pav, whose product is annotated as kinesin-like protein KIF23. Bases 119 to 2743 code for a protein of 874 amino acids. Gene Ontology annotation, biological process: microtubule-based movement. The record is from RefSeq and is a predicted model, not a curated record. The transcript has a single exon. Gene Ontology annotation, molecular function: ATP binding; ATP hydrolysis activity; microtubule motor activity. Lineage: Eukaryota; Metazoa; Arthropoda; Insecta; Lepidoptera; Nymphalidae. Gene Ontology annotation, cellular component: microtubule; nucleus; kinesin complex.
AUAAUUCUCUGACAUCAACGACCGUUGCUUUGAUUUCUAGACAGUGACCGUUAAAAAUAUAUCAAUCGUCGAUUGCUUUAAGUUUGUAAAGUGAGUGUUAAUAUUUGUGUAAUAAAAAAUGAAGUCCGCGAAAUCGAAACAGAGACUUAAUGAAAUAAGAACUCCGGCUAGAAGUAAACAGAAUUUAUGUCAAGGGGAAAGAGAUCCCGUUCAAGUGUACUGCCGUUUGCGUCCAAUGCAAAGGGAAACGGAUGUCUCGUGCAUCAAAAUAUUAUCACCAACUACAGUGCUGAUGACACCACCAUCAACGGCUAUUAGUUACAGAAAUGAAGGUGCUAAAACAAUGACGUACACCUUCAAAGAAGUUUUCCCGCCGGAGGCGACACAACAAGAUGUGUUUGAUAAGCUCGCUUUCCCAUUAGUUGAAGGUUUAAUUAAGGGUAAGAACGGGUUGUUGUUCACAUAUGGUGUAACCGGCAGCGGAAAAACGUUCACUAUGACAGGAGAACCGAAUAAUUGCGGCAUUUUACCGAGAUGUCUUAACAUCAUAUUCAAAACUAUCAACGAUCUGCAGGCGCACAAGUAUAUAUUCAAACCCGACAAAAUGAACAUGUUUGAUAUACAAUCGGAAGCGGAAGCCAUGUUAGAGCGGCAACAGGAGUUACACAAAUUUAAAAGUAACAGGAAAAACAACUCAAAUCCAGAUUUGGCCAUGUCGGAUAGUGACGUUACCAAAAUAUCAGGCGUCAACGAAGACAAUCAGUACGCAGUGUUUGUGACAUACGUAGAGAUAUACAACAACAGUGUAUUUGAUUUACUAGAAGAUAGCCCGACUAUAAAUAAGAAUUUACCCGUCAAAAUUAUAAGAGAAGACGCUGCUCACAACAUGUAUGUACAUGGAGUCACAGAGAUAGAAAUUAAAUCAGCGGAGGAUGCAUUUGAUGCUUUCUACCUCGGCUUAAAGAGGAAACGAAUGGCUCACACUACUCUUAACGCAGAAUCAAGCAGAAGCCAUUCCGUUUUCACAAUAAGACUAGUGCAGGCACCAGUGGAUGAAAUGGGUGAGGCUGUAAUACAAAACAAAAAGUUCCUCUCAAUAAGCCAACUGAGUCUUGUUGAUUUAGCCGGAAGUGAGAGAACUAAUCGAACGAAAAACACUGGCCAACGAUUGAGAGAGGCCGGCAAUAUUAACAAGUCGCUCAUGACAUUGAGAACUUGUUUGGAAGCAUUACGGGAGAACCAGAUCAGCAAUGCAAAUAAUAUGGUGCCCUACAGAGAAUCCAAGAUAACACAUUUGUUUAAGAAUUUCUUUGAAGGCGAAGGUCAAGUUAGGAUGGUUGUUUGCGCUAAUCCUAGGGCUGAAGAUUACGAUGAGACAUUACAAGUUAUGAGAUUUGCUGAAGUUGCCGCUGAAGUUGAGGUAGCUAAGCCUCAAGUUACUGAUGUUGGAGCCGCAAUAGGUUUAAUGUCUGGCCGUCGUAAAGCAAACAAGCUUUUCAAUGCUGCCAGAGAUAAUAUAUUGAGACCAGAAGCUAAAGAUCUUGAGCUUGACUUAGGUCUAGUGUAUAGUUUAGGGCCAGACUUCCCGAGUCUAGAAUUAACUAGUUCUCAAGCAAAUCAUAUAAUCAAAGAAUUGAUGGCACAUCUGGAAAUGAGGAUUAGUCGGAGAGAGACAUUGAAACGAAGCAAGGCUAUUAAGGAUGAAAAGCUCAGAUCGGCUAUGUUGGAUCUGGAGAAAGAGUCGUUGGAGGUCAGAAGUGAGAACUCGUCAUUGAAAGGUCAAUUGGCAGCGGCUGAGCGACGAAUACGAGCACUGGAAGAACGUCUUACAGCUACCGAAAAUGCCUCACUCUCUCACCAACGGAAACUCAAUGAGAUAACAGAAUACACUUCAUCAUUAAAACGAGAAUUACAAGAGAAGGAACUGCUCCUCAACCAAAACAAACUCGAUAAAGAGAAACAGAAGAAGAAUCUGGAAAGGAAAUAUCAUCACAAGAUAGCGGCCGAGCAUGAGAAGGCCAAGGAAAUACACAGCGAGAAAGAGAGACUUCGUAAUGUGAUAGAAGAGAAGGAGAACCGGCUGCGGAUAAUAGCACACGCCUUGAACGGCGAGAGAGGAGACAAUGCGGAUACAAAGAACACAGGCGAAGCGGCGGCACAGACUAGCGUAAGGGAUUUCACUCCAGGGUCCACUCCAAGAGCACUCCCCGCGCAUUUGCUAACUCCCUUCAGCUCUGUUCCUCAUACAAGGGAAACCAGGGACACGCCGGCUUCCUCGCGCCGCGGAGUCGCCAUAGCGAACCCUCGACACAAACGCUCACUAUCAGCUGACGGGAAAGGCUGGGUAGAACACGCCCCCAACCAAAUAGUCCCAAUGGGAACCGUACUGAAACCUAACAUUACUAACAGCAAAUUCGUUAACAAAUUAACCAACGUCAAAGAUAUAGCCAACUCAAAGAAAUCCAAGUAUUGUCUGAUUUCUCAAGAACAGGAUACUGAUGGGGAGUUGGAGACCAAGUUGUACAAAGGCAACAUCGUCCCGACUUGUGGCGGUGGAGCUCAAGUUAUUUUCAACGAUGUGGAAAUGCUGAAGCAGUUUUCCCCCACACGGGACAGGGAAUCCUCGAGAAGGACAUCCGGCAAUACCUGUGCUCGUCAUUCAGGAAAGAGACGAGAUACAGGAUGCUCACCUCCUCAAACGCCAUCCAAUACCAGCAAGAAACAGAGGGUAGAUGACGAUUAAUAAAUCAUCACAUAUAAUCUUACCAUGAGUGUGCCAAGACCAAACAGAUAGUUGAAGUUUUUGAAUCACAUGUAAAAAUGUAAAACUCUCUGUGACUAGUUUCACACCCUCAUGGUAAGGAUAUUGACAUUAAAGCCUGAAUUAAUGUAUGUUUGUUCAUAUUUUGGUGUUUCUAAUUAACUGCAACAUAUCCUUUUUCCCAUCUAAUGUAUACAUAGUAUUAAUAUUUAUAUUGCUCAAAUAACUAUAGUCACAUAUGUGAUGGAACCUCUUUCGGUACUUAACCAGAGCAUAAAGAUAAUAUAUAAUUUUUGUUAUAUGUUUAUAAACUGUGAAAAUUUAAAUUUAGAAUCUCAAUACAAUCUGACAUUGUAAAGUACUUAACUAUAAUUAAUGCUCUAUAUUUUUAAGAUGUUAGUAUUAUUUUUUUUGUAUUUCUAAUGUUGUACAUUGUAGCAUUAUUUUUUUGGUUAUUA